UCGCUGUAAGCGCCGGGGCUGGCCUGUGCGCUUGGGAACUGCUUCCACCCUUCAGAGCUGCAAUUGGUCAGGGGGCAAUGAAACCAAGCGUGUGACCUGUCUGCGGCCCCUGCAGGUCUGUCGAGCAGAGCGGUCGUCUGAGCCUGUGAUUUGCUACGUGGUUUGUGAAAGUGUGAUGCAAGCGUCGAUGUGCGGGAUGCUGCACCUGCUGAAAGAACCAGGCGGCGUAGAAAUAGUUUUGCGGAGUAAACCUGAGACAAGCGUAUGAGGUGAUGGCCUUUGGAGACGAAGUGAUUGACAAAAGACGCUACCGGUGCGAAUGCUGCCGGGAAUAGAAUUGAGGCGAGGUGCUGAUGCAGGCGAGCUGUGCAGCUGAUCUCAUGGGAUUGUUAGCCAUUUUAUGUAUCGCAUCCAGCCGCUCUAUGAUCUCUAUGCUUUGUGUGGACGUGUCGCGCGCUUCCAUUUGCUGCCGUCUUUACGCCUCCUGGCCGCUGCAAAGCCAGCCGUUGAACCACUGUGAUGGCUCUCUCUGGUUCGCCCUUGAGCGCGCGCCUCUCAACGCCAGCGGCACGCCCAUAGGCCGUGCGGGAGACAACUCUCGGGGCUACCUGACAGGCUCAUGUACCUUGAGCACAUCUUCCUUGAAACUGCAAUGUACCGCGUUCACCCCUGCCGUUCGCUGCAACAAUGGCUAUCUUGGCCGGAUGAAGCGCCAUACUUCCUCGUUGCCAUGUGCGAUAGAUCAUGGCCGUUCCAGGUUCGUUGCACAGCUUGCAUUGCAACAGCUGCCAGCCAAUGAGAAACUCUAUCGCGUACGACUCGAGCCACGCGUAACGACUGCGAACUGCAUGGUAGAAGCGUGCGAGAUGUAUGACAGGACUGUCAAGGUUCAGUGUAGCUAAGUAUAGUCACGAUUUGGCUUUCAUCGAGACG
Molecule: messenger RNA, 933 nt
Organism: Boeremia exigua
Lineage: Eukaryota; Fungi; Ascomycota; Dothideomycetes; Pleosporales; Didymellaceae
Exons: 1
Coding region: 354-902 (182 amino acids)
Source: RefSeq, a predicted model, not a curated record